UUUGAUCGGUCAGCUGAGCCUGGCUGUCGGGGUGCAUCAGGCCAGUAUGCUGCCGGAGGCGGACGGGGGCGCCAUGAGGAACUUGCAGCCUGAGAGUGUGGAGGACUCCUUGAGUCAACUCCCCAGUCGGUGUCUUGAAACCAGAAAGCGUAAGAGAAGCUACAAGAAGAGGUCAGACACCUAUAGUCACUGGAGUUGGUCCCAGAGGAAUAGAGCAAGAAAACACACGGCACCAGUAAAGGGGUUGGUGUCAUUUGAGGAUGUGUCUGUGGACUUCACCUGGGAUGAAUGGCAGGACCUGGAUGACGCUCAGAGGAAGCUCUACAGGGACGUGAUGCUGGAGACCUACAGCAGCCUGGAGUCCUUGGGCCACUGCAUUACCAAACCUGAGGUGAUCUUUAAGCUGGAACAAGGAGCUGGGCCAUGGAGAGUAGAAGACGUCCCAAAGCAGAGCCCGCCAGAUGUACAGAAAGUAACGGAACUGAACGAAACCAGCCAGGACAAUGAAGAGAGACAUUUGUGGCACCAUGUAAUUACCAACAGCAACACGUCAACAGAGGAGAAAGUUGAAUUAGGAAAAAUAUUUAAUGUGAGCUCAAACUGUGUUUCAAAUCUGACCGUAAAGAAUGGGAACUCCUCAGGGAUGUGGCCUGUGGCACUCGCUGUGUGGCAGAGUGUGCCUCCCCCUAACGAGCCCGAUGUCAUGCGCACUGGAGAGGAAUUUGAUGACUCUCUGACUAGCAAGUCCCCCAUACACGCAAAGUAUUCUGGGUUGUAUAGCAGAGCUCCAGGCACUCGACAGCAGUUUCAGUGUUGUAGGCAAGAAGUGACCUGCAACACAAAGGCAUUAUGGGCCAAGGAGAGGUUUCACAUUGCACAUGGGUCCUGUAAGUUUGGCGAGUCUGAGAAAGAGCCUGAUGAGGUAGCUCUUCAUGCCCAAGACGUGAGCUGGGUAUGGGAAGAAACUUUUGAGUGUAGUGUUUGUAAGAAAACAUUCUGUACAAAGUUUGAGCUCACUAAACACAAGAAAAUACACAAAGGACAGCACUAUUACACUUGUAGGGAUUGUGAGAAAACCUUCAUUAAGGAAUCAUACCACACAGACCAGAGGAUACAUGCAGGAGUCAGGUCCCAUAGAUGUAAACAAUGUGAGAAAUGUUUUCAUCAGAAAAAUCAGCAAAAUGUGCACCAGAGAGUCCCCAGAGGAGCCCAACUCUGUGAAAUGUAUCAGUCUGAAAAAAGCUUUAGUGAGAAGCCAAAUUUCAGACGCUAUCAGAGGACCUGUGCCGGUUAUAAACCCUACGGAUGUAACAUGUGUGGGAAGUCAUUUUACCGGAAGUCACACCUUGGCAGGCACCAGAAAAUUCACACAGGUGAGAAACCCUAUGGUUGUAAAGAGUGUAAGAAAACUUUCUACCAUAAGUCCUCCCUCACGAUACAUCAGAGAACUCACACUGGUGAGAAGCCCUAUGAGUGUACAAAAUGCAGGAAAACUUUCUACUGUAAGUCGGACCUGAAUAUCCACCAUAGAACUCACACUGGCGAGAAGCCAUACGAGUGUGAUGAAUGUAGGAAGACGUUCUACUCUAAGUCACACCUCAUUAUACAUCAGAAAAUACACACAGGCGACAAGCCGUACGAAUGUGAGGAGUGUCAGAAAGCCUUCAGUCGUAAGUCAAACCUUACCGUGCAUCAGAAAACACACACGGGGGAGAAACCUUAUGAGUGCAAUGUAUGUGGGAAAACUUUUUACCGGCGGUCACAUCUCAACAUGCACCAGGGAACUCACACUGGUGAGAAACCCUUCGUAUGUGAAGAGUGUGGGAAAGCCUUCUACCAGAAGUCGAGCCUCAGAAGACAUCAGAGAAACCACACGGGGAGUAGACCGUAUGUAUGUGGAGAAUGUAGGAAAACCUUCCUCCAUAAGUCCUCCCUCACUGUCCAUCAGAGAAGCCACACAGGCUAUAAGCCAUACUCGUGUGAGGAGUGCAGGAAAACGUUUUACAGUAAGUCACAUCUCACCGUUCAUCAGAGAACCCACACAGGCGAGAAGCCCUAUGAGUGUAAGCUAUGCAAGAAGGCUUUUCACCAGAAGUCAUACCUUAACCGGCAUCAGGUAACUCAUGAAAGUGAGAAACGAUUUGAAUGUCAAGAAUGUAGGAAAACAUUUUAUCACAAGUCGUCUCUCACUGUACAUCAGAGAAUCCACCUGAGGGAGCUCCUGUGAGUCUUAAGUGGGAAGCUCUGUCAGCAGAAACCAUCAGCAGGCACCAGACAGGGCACGCAGAGGCCAUCUCCUAUAAAUGUCACAGUGUGGACAAGGUUUUUGCAAGAAAGGACACCUUUGCAGGCGCUAAACUUACACAGAAAAUUCUGUGUGGCACAAGUUGGCUGUCUUCUCUGGAACAUAGUCUCCAUUAUGAGGGUCUAUGUGAUCACAUAACACAUACACACACACACACACACACACACACACACACACACGAGAUGAUCACUACUUUCAGUCAGGCCCACAGAAAUAGUUUUUUUCUUCCUCCCUAAGUUCUCAUGAGCUCUGUGUCUGAGAUGAAUGUGACCUGUAAGAUAGCCUUGACAUCCAUUGUCAGAAAGUCCCCCAUUUAAGAGAAAAGAACUGACUGGAAAUCGCUCAUUUUUGUCCCCAAAUACUCUUUUUUUUUUUUUCUCAGUUUGAGAAUUAUAUUCUCAAACCAUUGUGCAUGGUGCUUUUGUAAGAAUGCACUAACUCAAUUGGGAGAACUUAAUGCUCGUUAAUAUUUCAGAGUUUGUACAUAAGGGAAACUUGUGCAAAUUGAGAAAGUAUCAGAGACAUUUCAUUGAACAAUUUGAAUAAAUCAAAUAUGAAUAAGUUGACAGGUGAAACUUUGAACAAAACUUCCAUGUCAGAAGUUAGUAAUGAAGGAAAACUAUCAGUCUUUGUAAUUUUAAUAUUCGCUUUCAAAUGGAGUCACACAUGCGCCAAUAAAUAUGUGAGUGAUAUUAUUGUCUGUGAGAGCACAUUGUGCCUGGGAACAUUUGCAGUUAUUGGAACUGGAGGUUGCAGUAAUAGGGGCCAGCCAUGUUUUUUAAACAGCUUGUACUGCACCAAACAUUUCCUUAUUCACCUACAUAUUUGGAUAUUUUAUAUUAAUGAAAAAUUCCUUGGUGGGACCUAGAUUAAUUACAGGAAAUGUGUUCGCUGUGUAUAUAUGUCUUGCUUUGUUAAACAGGGACUGAGGUACGCAUGUAGCCCAGUGGUAAAAUGUGUGUGUAACAUUUCAUGAGACCCUGGUUUCAGCCUCACCACAUACAUGCAUAAACUAAAACCUAAAAAUCUCCACAUCAAAUACCAUUCUAGCAUGUGUUCAUAUUUUCUCAAAUAUUGUCCUAUGCACCUUCCCCAUUUUGUGCCAGUGCAAAUAAGUAUGUGUGGGCAUUGCUAUUUAACCAUCCCUUAGGUAAGCAACACUUUUUCUAGUGUGUGACACUAAUAUAAAGCCUGCCAGUUGAGCUAAUGGAAAUACUAUCCAUGUAGAAAUGAACAAAUGAAGUCUCUGAAUUGUUCACAGUUGACACUUUGAGAGCCACGAACAACAGUUCUUAUGUCAGCUUCAGUGCUCUUGUGAGCAACAAUUCAUUGUCCAUUUAUCAUCCUUCAUAUGAAAGUGUUGAACAGAAGUGGUCUGUUUUAACUUACCUAGCUCUCAGUGAACACUGCUGUGUCACUGACAGCACAAGUCUUUUGUCACUACACAUUUUGUUUUAGCUCUAAAGAUGUUUUUACCCUACACUUA
Molecule: messenger RNA, 3791 nt
Organism: Mus pahari (shrew mouse)
Lineage: Eukaryota; Metazoa; Chordata; Mammalia; Rodentia; Muridae
Product: zinc finger protein 39
Exons: 5
Coding region: 47-2227 (726 amino acids)
Biological process (GO): regulation of transcription by RNA polymerase II
Cellular component (GO): nucleus
Molecular function (GO): DNA-binding transcription activator activity, RNA polymerase II-specific; RNA polymerase II cis-regulatory region sequence-specific DNA binding
Source: RefSeq, a predicted model, not a curated record